AUAUGCCUGUCCGAGAGAGAGGGAGACACGGCUGAGCUGUCACGCCCACCUCACCCACUGUUGACACCGCCGUUGCCUGGCGCCCGGCUGGCCUGCGUGUCCAGACUCGCCCCCUGGCAGUGACUUCCCCUCACGCGGCUCGCCGGCCGCACUGUCGUCCAGGAUGGAGUCUGAGCUGGAGCUGGAGGCCGAGUCCCACGCCCGCACCCUGCUGGACAGCGCCUGCGCCCUCAGAGGCCAACGGCUACUGUGUGAUGUCACGCUGGACGCCCAGGGCCAGACCUUCCCAGCACACAAGCUCAUCCUGGCUUCGGCCAGCGGCUACUGCCGGGUCCUGUUUGUGGGGAGAUCUGGGCCGCCGGACGACGGCGUGGUCAAGCUCAAGGACGUGAGCGCACGGGGCCUCGGCCUCCUCCUGGACUUCAUCUACACAGGUAAAGUGCGCCUCAGCCUCGCCACCAUCGAAGACACGUUGAGGGCCGCCCAGACGCUGCUGGUCCGGGACGCCAUCAGGCUCUGCCUGCAGUUCCUCGACGAGACCCUCGGCCCGGAGAACUGCCUCGAGGUGCUCCGAAUCGCCCAGAAGCUCGGCCCCGGCGAACUGCGCCAGAAGGCGGCCUCUUGCCUGGCCAGGUCGGCACUGUCCCUGCCACGGGACCCCGAGUGGCUGCUGCGGCUGGACGGGGACACGCUGUGCGAGACCCUGAGGGCCGGCAACCUGCCAGCCCACACCGAGCUCGAGCUCUUCCAGUACGCCGUGGCCUGGCUGAGCCGUGAGGCGGGCCGGAAGAAGGACGCGUGCCACGUCCUCGGGCACAUCCGCUUCCCCCUGAUCCCCAUGGAGGAGCUGCGGGCACAUGUCCAGGAGGCGCCCGUCAUGAAGACCGACUCGGAGUGCUUCAGGCUGGUGCAGGAGGCCCUGAGCUACCACUGCCAGCCAUACGCCCAGCCCGCCCUCCAGUCCCCCCGCACUCAGGUCCGAUCAGACGUCCAGCAUCUGCUCGUGUUGGGGGGCCGCACAGGGGACGGCGAUGGCGUGUGUGGCCACAUGUGGGUGGCAGAGAGUGGCGGUUCAGAGUGGAGGAAGCUGGGAGAGCUGGGCAGGCCCGUCUACAACCACUGCGUAGCUGUACUGGGGGGCUUUGUCUUCAUCAUCGGUGGUCAAUACAGUUUUGAUGCGGCAGGGAGACAGCCGACCAAUGAGGUCUUCCGCUUUGAUCCCAGGAAUGGCUCCUGGCUGCAGGUUUCCGGGAUGCUGCACAAGAGGACGCGAUUCCACGCCGAGGCCCUGGCAGACAGCAUAUUCGCCGUGGCCGGUGGCACCCUGCUGGGCACACUCACCAACACGGUGGAGGAGUAUCAGCCCAUGGAGAACAAGUGGAACCUCUGUGCCCCCUUCCCAGUGGCUGUGGCAGACCAUGCCGGGGCCAGCCAUAAGGGCAUCCUGUACAUUUCAGGGGGUUUCUCUGCGGGCAAAGUCCUCAAUGAGCUGCAUAGUUACUUGCCCCGGUUGAAGAGAUGGGUGGUCAACAGUCCAAUGGCGUGUGCCCGCUGUGACCAUGGCAUGGCAGCACUGCAUGACAGCAUCUUCUGUGUGGGCGGCCGGACGUUAAACUCACUGCAGGACUGGGUCCAUGUCAACGAGACCGAGUGCUACUGCCCGCUGGCUGAUCAGUGGACCACCCUGACUGUGUCGCCCUUCGAGUGCUGCCAGUUCAGUGUUGGCACAUGUGGCAGCAGGAUGUUCCUAGUCGGGGGAGCCUCGCUGCGCCACAGACUCAAGAAAGAUGGCGUCUUCAUCUAUGACAGCCUGGAGAAGAAGUGGCAGAAGGCGGCAUCUCUGCCCCUGCCACUGAUUGACCACGCCGCAUGUGUGGUCAAGCUGGACAGUAGACUGCUGCGGGACUCAAUGGCUGGGGAAAAAGGCGACUCGGUGGUCAGCACCAAGAAGUCCACCCUGCAGCUGUUUGUGAGGGACAAAGGGGUCGAGUCCGGCAUACGGUGAGUCGGUCCUUUAGCGGACCCCUGUCUGUUGUGGAUGACCAGAAUAAAGAAGGUCAGAGGGA
Polypterus senegalus (gray bichir) is the source of this 2066-nucleotide messenger RNA. Its product is annotated as kelch-like protein 9. Bases 164 to 2005 code for a protein of 613 amino acids. The record is from RefSeq and is a predicted model, not a curated record. The transcript is spliced from 4 exons. Gene Ontology annotation, molecular function: protein binding. Lineage: Eukaryota; Metazoa; Chordata; Cladistia; Polypteriformes; Polypteridae.